Molecule: messenger RNA, 1551 nt
Organism: Babesia microti strain RI
Lineage: Eukaryota; Apicomplexa; Aconoidasida; Piroplasmida; Babesiidae
Product: conserved Plasmodium membrane protein, unknown function
Exons: 3
Coding region: 1-1551 (516 amino acids)
Source: RefSeq, a predicted model, not a curated record
AUGAUUCUGUCAAAGAAAAGCGAGCGUCUUCCAUAUAAUAAAGAUGCGAAACUCAAUUCAGGCAAUAUUAUUGACCCUGUACGAUAUAUUUUUAGAGUGAUUUUGACAUCUGCCGAUGCACUUUUCCUAGUUUAUUUAGCAUGGGCAUCACAACAAGUUUCUAAUCUAAACAUAUCGUAUCUACGCAAAGCGAAUACUUUUAAAUCACUAUCACUAAUUUGGGCAAUGAAAUUUUUUUGGGCCCUUUUUUACGACAAACUAAGCUUUACAUUCACUGGAAACUAUUAUCGCUUUAAAUAUGCAAUUUCACUAGUUAACUAUUAUAUGCAUUCUCUACUAAACUCCAUUGCAGUUUUUGUAAAGAAGGGGAAAUUUAAAUUACAAUUUGACCUUAGUGAAUACCCAAUUGAUACGCACGUAUACAAAAGUGAUAGAAAGUCCCAGAUGGUAAUUCUUUCACAUUUGCUAACCCUUAUAGGACUGCAGAUAAUCACAAUUACUCAUUGGAUCAUGCCAUUUGAAUUGCUCAAACUCAACGAAAAUUUGCAAUAUAUCAAAUUUUUUGGCAUAUUGUUGGUUGGAUUUUCUAUUGUUGGACAAAGCUCUGCUAGUGAUGUCAGAGUCUAUUGUGAUGUAAGGGAAUUAAGCACUGAUAAACAGACGUUAGUUGUAUGCGAAGUGCUCGCUUAUAAGGCUUUAUUUGGUUUGAUGGCCCAGUUUUUACUUUUCCGUAAUAAGUUGCACCUUUUCAAGUACUUUAUUGUUUCAAAAUGUCUAAUUGUCAUUCUAAUACUGAUCUCUCGGGAGGAUAUUAAUAAGUCAUUACAAACCAGAUAUAUAUCCAAUAAGAGGGUAGAUAACUUUGAAAUUCUAGUGCCAUGCCUGUGGUUUUUCAUAAUUCUGCACUGUGGUAUUGACAGCAGGUGGUAUUUUCAGCUAUUCGGUAUGAGAGACUUCCCUUGGUCCAGAAUAUUCGAUGUACUGACCGCUUUUUCCAAUCAACUUGCUAAAAUUGCAAUAUUAAUUGCCAUUGGGAUGUAUAUCAAUUUUAACUCCUUCCCCAAGUUAUUCCCCUUUUCCAUCGCAAUAUGUCUUGUAUUGAAACUAAUAGGCCUGGUACUACUUAAGGUGAAUAUCGAUCCGGCAUAUACACUUUCACUGGUAUUACUAGAGGUUAUAUGCUCAUCAUUUGUGCAACAGGCAGUUUUAGUCUGUAUCUUGAUGAUUUGCAUAAACGCACCAACCAAAAUUCCAAUCGCCUUCAUGUCCCUUCCUACUGUUGUUAUGCACUACUCCACAAUAUUACGCUACUCAUCUUCCAUUUGGGACUCCAUCCUCUCGGCUCAGUCAUCACUAGUAACAAUACAGACUAUAUCAAUCUCGAUAUAUCUGGUGGCUCUAGUUACCUGCUGGAACAUAAAGUUCGACGAAAUUACUAGCAAGGUUCGAGAUUUACACACUUCUUAUCUUAAGAAGUUAAAUAAACAACGUACGAGAGAUUGUUAUAAGGACGGAGUUGGAGACGAAAAUUUUUGGGUAUGCGAUGACUAA